CCUACGGGCCGCGGCGGGGGCGGGGUCUUCCCGCGAUCAAUACUCCACAACGACUCGACUGGAACCAACCACCGCUGUUCUCGUCUCGCUCGCACUAACGUACGACCCUUCGAGGAGCAAGCGAGGCGGCACAGGCCGACGCCAUUCGUCGGAGCGUCUCCCCAUGGGCGUACUCGGACCUUCGUUAGCCGAUAAUCCGACACGGCUCAGUCGGCAAAAGACCGCGUGCUGUGCGCGUGCGUGCACCGCCGCACCCGAACCAUGAGCUCCGCGUGAAUUCCAAUACAGCCACCAUGCUCGUUCCCCCAGAGAUGAUGGCGGCCCAAUCUAAACUAGUCUAUCAAAUGAAUAAGUUCUACAACGAGAGAGUCGCCAACAGGAAGGCGCAAAUAACAAAAACGAUACAUGAAGUGUGUCGGAUAGUGCAAGAUGUACUCAAGGAAGUGGAGUUGCAGGAGCCGAGGUUCAUAUCCUCGCUCACCGACUACAACGGCAGGUUCGACGGCCUCGAAGUGGUCUCGCCCCACGAGUUCGAGAUCGUCAUCUAUCUCAAUCAAAUGGGAGUGCUGAACUUCGUGGACGACGGCUCGCUCCCGGGCUGCGCCGUCUUAAAACUGAGCGACGGGAGGAAGCGUUCCAUGUCCCUCUGGGUCGAGUUCAUCACCGCUUCGGGAUACCUAUCGGCGCGCAAGAUACGGUCGCGCUUCCAAACGUUGGUAGCCCAGGCCUGUGACAAGUGCUCGUAUAGAGAUUGCGUGAAAAUGAUCGCGGAAACGACCGAAGUCAAGUUGCGAAUUCGUGAAAGAUACAUAGUGCAAAUAACCCCAGCGUUCAAGUGCGCCGGCCUGUGGCCGCGGUCCGCCGCACACUGGCCCCUCCCGGCGAUACCCUGGCCGCAUCCCAAUAUAAUCGCCGAAGUUAAAACGGAAGGUUUCGAUUUAUUAUCAAAGGAAUGUCUCGCGUUGCAAGGGAAAAACUCCGCGAUGGAGGGAGACGCUUGGGUGCUGAGUUUCUUAGAGGCGGAGAACCGUCUGCUGCAAGGCGGAUGUCGGCGGAAAUGUCUGAGCAUACUGAAAACAAUAAGAGACCGCCACUUGGACUUGCCGGGUAACCCGGUGACGUGUUAUCACAUGAAGACGUUGUUGUUGUACGAGUGCGAGAAACACCCGCGGGAGCACGAGUGGGACGAGGCCGCCAUCGGCGACCGGAUCAACGGGAUCUUCCUGCAGCUGAUAUCCUCGCUCCAGUGCCGACGCUGCCCCCACUACUUCCUGCCGCACGUGGACCUCUUCAAGGGCAAGUCGCCGACGGCGCUGGAGAACGCGGCCAAACAAGUUUGGAGGCUGACCAGAGAGAUGCUCACUAAUUCCAGAGCCUUCGAGAAGCUGUGAGCUAGUGUGCAGUGAUGUGAGUGAGUGCGGCGUGUAGUUGUUCGCAAGUCAUAUGUAUUGACGUAGGUAGCGUGUGAGGCCCGCGACGAGUUAGCGAGAUGAGGUAAUGGCUCGCACGGAUCUACAGACUGUAAGUAGAAGUGACACGUACUUCCUACUAAUAGAAUUAGUAUGAUUUUAUUCUAUUAUAUUUUGUGAUAUAUAAAUGUAAAUAGCUUAAUCGUUGUACAAUUCUAGUGAUAGAUAUAUUUUUAAUUUAAACGAAAACCGUGUAUUUAUUUGACUGAAAAAUCUUUUAGUAGGCAUAUAAAAAAGUAUGGUUAAAAUAAAAUUA
Bombyx mandarina (wild silkworm) is the source of this 1725-nucleotide messenger RNA. It is a transcript of the gene mab-21, whose product is annotated as nucleotidyltransferase mab-21. NCBI's taxonomy places the organism in Eukaryota, Metazoa, Arthropoda, Insecta, Lepidoptera, Bombycidae. The record is from RefSeq and is a predicted model, not a curated record.